CUGUGCCCCCCCAGUCACCCCCCGGCCCCCCUGGACCUGCCAGGGAAGGUUUCCCAGUUGGAAGCGAUGCUGAAACAGCUCCACAGUGACCUGGAAAAGGAGAAGCAGGACAAGGUGGUUCUCCAGGCCGAGGUCGCCAACCUGCGCCAGAACAACCGGCGGCUGCAGCAGGAAUCCACCUCGGCCGCGCGGCAGCUCCGGCGCUUCGCCAGGAUCUUCUCCGGGGCCGGGGCUGCCGAGGAGCCCUGAGGGGCACGGGGGGGUCUGGGGGGGCUCCGGGAUCAUCCCCCGGGGCAAAGAGACCCCCCGGGACAGCGACGUCUCCUGUGGGAUCGUCCCCGUGGGAUCGGGAACAGCCGGAGCUUCUCCAGAACUUCUCCAGGAUCUUCUCCAGCACUGGGGCUGCUGAGGAGCCCUGAGGGGCACAGGGGGGUUUGGGGGGUCUCCAGGAUCAUCCCCCGGGGCAAAGAGACCCCCCCAGGCAAGGAGAGCCCCCCCGGGACAGCGAUGUCUCCUGUGGGAUCGUCCCUGUGGGAUUGGGAACAGCCGGAGCUUCUCCAGAACUUCUCCGGAGCUUCUCCAGGGCCAGGACCACCAACGACCCCCGAGAGGGAUGGGGGGUGACCAGGGAGGCUCCAGGACCCCUCUGGGGGCACCGAGACCCCCCUGGGGACACCGAGACCCCCCUGGGGACACCGAGACCCCCUUGGGGACAAGGACACCCCCCCGGGAUCCACAACAAUGCCAGGAUCAUCCCCAUGGGAUCGGGAACAGCCGGAGCUUCUCCUGGAGCUGUGACUGGGAUGGAGGAUCUGGGGGGGGCUCCGGAGGAUUUGGGGGGCUCUGGGACCCCCCCUUGGGGAUACCGAGACUCCCUUGGGGACAAGGAGACCCCCUUGAGGACACUGAGACCCCCCUGGGGACACUGAGACCCCCUUGGGGACAAGGAGACCCCCCUGAGGACACUGAGACCCCAAGAAUCCCGGGAUUGUCCCCGUGGGAUCGGGAGCAGCCGGAUGGGACCGAGGGCGUCCGUUGGAUCCAUCCCGGGGACUUUUUGGGACUGGGGGGUCUCCAGAUGGGACCGAGGAGCUCCCACAGGGACCUGGGGGGGUCCAGAUGGGAUUGGGGGGACCUGGACCCUCCAUGUGGGAUCCGGGGUGUUCCUGUGGGGCCGGGACCCUCCCUAUGGGACCACAAGCUCUAUAGGGGACCAGGACCCUCCAUAUGGGACUGGGGGGGACCAGGACCCCCCAUAUGGGAUUGGGGGGACCAGGAGUGUCCCUAUGGGAUCGGGGGUGUCCCUGUGGGGCCAGGACCCUCCCUAUGGGACUACAAGCUCUAUAGGGGACCAGGACCCUCCAUAUGGGAUUGGGGGGACCAGGACCCUCCAUAUGGGAUCGGGGGGGACCAGGACCCUCCAUAUGGGAUUGGGGGUGUCCAUACAGAGCUGGGACCAUCCCUUUGGGGCCAGGACCCCCCAUAUGGGACCAAGACACUCCAUAUGGGAGCAGGAGCUUCCAUAGGGGACCGAGGGGAUCCAGACAGAGCCAGGACCGUCCCUGUGGGGCCAGGAGGCUCCAUAUAGGGCUGAGGGAGCCCUGUGGGGCCCAGGACUGUCCCUGUGGGGCCGAGGGAUCCCUAUGGAGCCCAGGAGUCUCUGUAGGGCCCAGGACUCUCCCUAUGGGGCCGAGGGAUCCUUGUAGGGCCCAGGACUGUCCCUGUGGGGCUGAGGGGUCUCUAUAGGGCCAAGGACUUUUCCUGUGGGGCCCAGUGGUCCCUAUGGGGCCAAAUGGUCCCUAAAGGGCCCAGGACUGUCCCUAU
This is a messenger RNA of Corapipo altera (White-ruffed manakin), 1824 nucleotides long. Its product is annotated as collagen alpha-1(III) chain-like. The record is from RefSeq and is a predicted model, not a curated record. NCBI's taxonomy places the organism in Eukaryota, Metazoa, Chordata, Aves, Passeriformes, Pipridae. The transcript has 5 exons. Bases 614 to 1588 code for a protein of 324 amino acids.